UACAGUAAUCGCAGCACACCCACUGGGUACCAGGGGCUGUACAAAUAUAAACUCUAAUCUUCACAGCAACUCUCUUCAGAUAAGGAAACUCAGGGUCCUACAGCCAGUAAUCCGUGCAACUGGCCCUUCAGACCCAGAGGCAGCCUCUUCCCCCCCAUCAGCUCUGUCCAUCGCACCCUAAAGGCAGAGCCAGCCAGCCGGAGAGAUCAUCCGCCCAGGCUGCGAGGCAAAGGGCCAACAGUGGGCAACCUGACAGUGAGCAAGGAAGGCUGGGAUGGGGGUGUCCACUGACCACACCCAUGAUGCACACACUGGCCCAGCCUCCCAGGGGGAUCUGCAGAGCGGGAUGGUAGCAGGUCAGAGGAGGCUGAAGGACAGGGUGGGGGGUUCUUUGCAAGUGUUCUCCACCCCACCCCCCCAACAGAGACACGCGUUGGGACCUUGGGUCCGCGCUGGGUGCGCCGUGGACCUUUCCACGUUCGGCGGGGGCCGUGUCGCGGUGCCGACCGUCCACUCGGCAAGUGCAGGCGGCAGUGCGUUCACGUGUGGGAGCCCCGUCCGGCCUCCCCGGGGUCGCGGCUCCGCUGGCAAUCAGUGCGCGUCCGCACCUCCCCGCAGCGCGUCCGGGCCCGCGGGAGGUCUGCGCCCCCCGCACAGCCUGCAGGGUUUCCUCCGGCGGCGCGCGGCGGUGCUUCCGCGUGUGCCCGCGGCGUGGCCAGGUCGCGGCGGGCUCCGCGUCCCCGUGCUGUCGCGCCGCGUGCCUGCGCCUUGGCGAGCGGGGCGGCGGGGAUGCGCGCGCGGGGGGCGGGGGGUCGGGGACGCGCGGGGGCGGGCGCGGGCGCGGGCGGGCGGCGCUGCGGGGCCCCGCGGCCGCAGGCUCCAAUGGCGAGGCCGCCGCGGCCCCCGCUAAUUACAUAAGCGGGACGUCAAUAAUUCGCGGGAAAACGCGAAAAAGAUGGCGCCCCGCGCCCGGGGGGCCCCUUCCUGAGCGCCCCGGCCCCUCCCUCCCCCGCCUCCCCCCCUCCUCCCCGCGGCGCCCCCGCCCCGCCCCGCCCCCGCCGAGACCCCGACCCCGGCCCCACGGGCGGACACUCGGCCGGGCAGCCGCGGGCCGCGCGCAGCCGCCUCCGCCGAUGCGCCUGGUGGCCAGACUCCAAGUGGGACCGGCCGACACGCAGGCUCGC
Molecule: messenger RNA, 1184 nt
Organism: Mustela erminea (ermine)
Lineage: Eukaryota; Metazoa; Chordata; Mammalia; Carnivora; Mustelidae
Exons: 2
Coding region: 275-910 (211 amino acids)
Source: RefSeq, a predicted model, not a curated record